Molecule: messenger RNA, 1860 nt
Organism: Chinchilla lanigera (long-tailed chinchilla)
Lineage: Eukaryota; Metazoa; Chordata; Mammalia; Rodentia; Chinchillidae
Gene: Stac3
Product: SH3 and cysteine rich domain 3
Exons: 12
Coding region: 452-1543 (363 amino acids)
Biological process (GO): skeletal muscle contraction; positive regulation of voltage-gated calcium channel activity; positive regulation of protein localization to plasma membrane
Cellular component (GO): extrinsic component of cytoplasmic side of plasma membrane
Molecular function (GO): protein binding
Source: RefSeq, a predicted model, not a curated record
UGAAGAGUGUGUGGGCCUUGGGGAAGGGUGAGGGCAUAUCUUAUAAUUCAUCUUGACUUUGCUUUGCGAUAUCUGAACUCCCCUCAGAUGAACAGCGCCUUCCUGACUGCUACCCAGUGUUCAUCGCAGAUGGACAGUCCAAGUCAAAGAAGAGCAGCUCUGGGGUAUGGGAGGAGUUAGGGUCCGGCCCUGCCCUAGACCUCUCCGUGUCCAAUUUCUCUAUGUCAGCUGCACUGUUCAGCUGUCUGCUUUCCUCCAGCCCUGUCAUUUCAGCUCCGACACCAAGCCGAGAGGCUAAGAGGCCUACAAAUACCGUCUGGGUAGCUGGUGUGAGUACGAAGGGUACUGGGGGGGCUCAGCCCCCAAGCAAGAAGACCAGUCUCCCCAGUACCAUCAUCAAGGCCUCACACCCUUGCACAAGACUGUGGACUGAUUUAGGGAACCCCAAACGAUGACAGAAAAGGAGGUGCUGGAGUCUUCCAAGCCCUCCCUGCCAGUGGAGACUCCGCAAAGUGGGCUACAGCGACUAAAGCAGUUAUUCAGGAAGGGGUCUCCAGAAACAAAAGAGAUGGAACUUCCCCCAGAGCCCCAGGCCAAUGGUGAGGCAGUAGGAGCCGGGGGUGGGCCCAUCUACUAUAUCUAUGAGGAAGAAGAGGAAGAGGAGGAGGAGGAGGAGCCACCCCCAGAACCUCCUAAGCUUGUCAAUGACAAGCCCCACAAAUUCAAAGAUCAUUUCUUCAAGAAGCCAAAGUUCUGUGAUGUCUGUGCCCGGAUGAUUGUGCUCAAUAACAAAUUUGGGCUCCGCUGUAAGAACUGCAAAACCAACAUCCAUGAACACUGUCAGUCCUAUGUGGAGAUGCAGAGGUGCUUCGGCAAGAUCCCACCUGGUUUCCGUCGGGCCUAUAGCUCCCCUCUCUACAGCAACCAGCAGUACGCUUGUGUCAAAGAUCUCUCUGCUGCCAAUCGAAAUGACCCUGUGUUUGAAACCCUGCGUACUGGGGUCAUCAUGGCAAACAAGGAGCGGAAGAAGGGACAGGCAGAUAAGAAAAAUCCUCUAGCUGCCAUGAUGGAGGAGGAGCCCGAGUCAGCCAAGCCGGAGGAAGGGAAAGCCGAAGACGGAAACGCCGAAGGGAACAAGAAGGCCGAGAAGAAGACCCCUGAUGACAAACACAAGCAGCCUGGCUUCCAGCAGUCUCAUUACUUUGUGGCUCUGUACCGCUUCAAAGCCCUGGAGAAGGACGACCUGGAUUUCCCGCCGGGAGAGAAGAUCACGGUCAUCGAUGACUCCAAUGAGGAGUGGUGGCGGGGGAAGAUUGGGGAGAAGGUCGGCUUUUUCCCACCAAACUUCAUCAUUCGGGUCCGGGCUGGAGAACGCGUGCACCGCGUAACAAGAUCCUUCGUGGGGAACCGCGAGAUAGGGCAGAUCACUCUCAAGAAGGACCAGAUCGUGGUGCAGAAAGGAGACGAGGCUGGCGGCUACGUCAAGGUCUCCACCGGCCGCAAGGUGGGGCUGUUCCCCACCGACUUCCUGGAGGAGAUUUAGGCGUGCGGCGCCUGCAGGCAGGAGACACCCAUCCCCCGCGCUGGGCGGGCCCAGUGGAGGAGGCGGGAGAGGGGCGCAGGCCACUGGCUGCUGCCUGGGCAAGGCCCGCCACGGGGGAGCUGCGGGGAAGGGGCUGGUUCCCGCCCCCCGCCCCCGGCCUAGGGCCCGGGUACCUGGUGCCCAGAGCAGCCCUGCCCCGGAACCCCCGAGCCCAGCCUGCAAGAGCUGGAGAGAGUUUCUCCAGCAAGAGGCGCCAAAGGGUGUCUCGGGGACGAACUGUGGAAUGUUGCAAAUUUAUUAAAGUUUUGACAAAAGUA